GAGGGGACUGAUGCCGGGUCACUCCUGUCGCACAUAUAACACACCCAGGCACCGAAACCAUCCAAACCCGCAGAGCUCAGUCCUGGUUCUGGCACACAGGUGGCGAGGCUCUGAGGCUUAAAUGAAUAUCAAUAUGAGAUCACUGCUUCCUUUUGUGCUGGGUUUGACUUUACAUCUUGUGAGUGGACAAAAUGCAACAACAACAUCCCCCUCUGCCCCCUGCGGAGAGCACAAGGUAUACAAGGAGUGUGGAAGUGCCUGCCCCCCGAGCUGCUCCAACUAUAACUGCCCCCGCGCCUGCACCAGGGAAUGCGUGAAGGGCUGCUUCUGCACCGACGAGUACGUGGAAGAUGUAUCGCGGAACUGCGUCACUCUGGACCUGUGCAAGUCCUGUACAGGAAACACCACCUUCACUUCCUGCUCGUAUGAGCACCCUCAGAUAUGCGGCGAAGAAAAGGAGUCGAAGUCGGACUCUGACAAAGUACAAUGUUAUAUCGGCUGUAUAUGUCAGUCUGGGUAUGUGCAACUGUCUGCAGACCAACUCGCCUGUGUGCUCCCCGGUGACUGCCCUUCCUAUGAAGUUAUUCCCUGAAUUUUGACCAUUUUUAUUUACUAUUUUUUAUACUUGUUUUAUGGACAUUGCCGGAUUAAUGAGAAAAUGCUCGAAAUCUGAUUCCGCCCUGUCCCACCCUGUGCCCUCCCACUUCUGCUACAAAUGGGAUUACUGGUUCCUCAUUGGUGGUUAAGGUUCUUGAUAACAAAUAAAAAACAUAGAUGCGUCUGACGUCA
Messenger RNA from Xenopus tropicalis (tropical clawed frog), 789 nucleotides. Its product is annotated as mucin-6-like. The transcript has 4 exons. NCBI's taxonomy places the organism in Eukaryota, Metazoa, Chordata, Amphibia, Anura, Pipidae. Bases 122 to 592 code for a protein of 156 amino acids. The record is from RefSeq and is a predicted model, not a curated record.